AUGACUCCGACAGCUGCAACCUUGAUAGCAUUCAGGUCGAUUGUGAGAAGCUCACUAUUGGCGACGCCAUCACAUCCAGCUCGACGAUUGCUACAGGGUGGCGGGCUGCAUGUUAAGCCUGCAAGUAGACGUGCAAUCAGUGCCAGCGCUGUACGACACCAGGACGACAAGCCAGCAAAGCCGGCGAAGAGAAAGGCAGCUCGUACGGAGACUAGCACAUCACUCAAACGCGUUUUAAUUGAAGCACAACGCUCGAGAGCAGUCCUUGGCCAUGGCAAAAGGGCUCACGUGAAUCCAAAUCUCGAGACUAAGGAUGUGACGGCCUUUUGCGCUGCUGAGACCUACAACAUCUCCGUAGCGAGUGACGUGUUCAAACAACAAGGCUUCAAUCGAGACCCUUUGCAGACUGGCCUAUAUCCGCAAGUGCUACAUGUGCAGACUGAAAACAUCGUUGAGAGAGACUCCACCACGGGUGCGCGUAGCGAGAGAGGUGUUGGUGAUGUCUUUGUCUUUCCGUCAGGCACUGUGGUUGCUUGGAACGUGCCCGAAGCUCUGGUCUACAAGAUGGUUGAGCAAUGGCUACCAAAGGCAGCAGAAAACGGCCACCUUGACAAGCUUGAAGUGGAAGACAUGGAGUACCUCGAAGAUCCCUCGCGCGACUCCUCCAAGAUCGUUGGCGACACGAUCAUCCUUGGAACAAACGCCAGCGGCUCAAUGGCUGAUGUGAAAACUUCUAACUCUAUGGCAGCCGAAGACGACCCAGCCCACCAGCGACACGAGACAGACACUGUCCUGGCGAAAAUAGCAUUCAGCAGUGCGCUGGCUCGUAGUACCAAGCUCGCCGUGCUUGAGAACCUGCUCAGCAAUUACUUCACAACUACUCGAUCCAUACCAACCACCUUAUCAGCAGGGAGCCGGCUUCGCUUCUCCCGUGCUUUCAUACUCAAGAAGACAGGUGAGCUCCUCAGCAUCCGCGCACAACUGAAUCUCUACUCGGAGCUCACAGACAGCCUGCCCGAUCUCUUCUGGGACUCGCCUCACGAAUUAGGAUUGGAAAACUACUACGAGCAAGUCGGCCGUGCACUAGACGUCGGGAUCAGGAUCAAGGUCCUGAAUGAGCGCAUGGACUAUGCUAGUGAGAUUGCUGCUGUGCUACGAGAGAGGUUGUCGGAGAAGCAUAGUACGGAGCUGGAAUGGCUGAUCAUCUUCUUGAUUUCCGUUGAGGUUGCCUUCGAGAUCAUGCGAUUAUGGCGGGAGAGCAAGGAGAAGAAUGAUCCUGAGACGACGGAAGCCUUGUUGCAUGAGUACCUACAGAAGCAAUUGACGAAGCAAUGA
Molecule: messenger RNA, 1335 nt
Organism: Recurvomyces mirabilis
Lineage: Eukaryota; Fungi; Ascomycota; Dothideomycetes; Mycosphaerellales; Teratosphaeriaceae
Exons: 1
Coding region: 1-1335 (444 amino acids)
Biological process (GO): positive regulation of mitochondrial translation
Source: RefSeq, a predicted model, not a curated record